AUACACAUUGCGUACUUUUAUUCAGUACGGACAUAUUUUGUUAGCGCACUCAUUUAGCGCAGCAGGCGUUUUGUUAUUUUGUAUCGUGAAAAAGUAGCUAAGACUAGCUAGAAGAAUAUAGGUUGUUUUUAAAGCAGUUUGAACCUUAGUCUGUUUUGGGCUGCAGUAUUUGUUCAAUUAGAUUAAUUCACAGGGUGAAACCGUUUCAAAUGUGUCGUUUAUCACCCCGUGAGUAGACCAAAGGUGUGGGAAUACAACCUGCUAUUCUGGCUAAUGGUGGCUCCUGGCUAGUUAGCUAAACAUUCAGGUGUUGGAGAAUGAUGCAGUCCGUAACCCCAGAUGUUGAAGUUCGACUCUCAGUGGGCCAAUGCGUCCGAACUCUCACUACCUCCAACGAGAAGGAAGAGGUGACCAAAACUCUACACACACUAACCAGUUACCUGGACGAUGGGCCUCAGAGUACAAUUACAUCAGCUCAGCGAGCAGAGUUCAGUCGAGCCCACUACACCCGGACCCUACAGUUUCUCAUCAGUAACAUCAAUGCUGAUUGGCUCCAGCUUCUUACCGUUGCCCAGUGCACAGAAUUGUGGGAUGGUUUGUUCCUCCGAGGUCCUCCAGACCAGACUCUGUUAGUGCUGAUGGAUGGUAUCAGCUCAAUGAGCCCCAGUGCAGGUCUGGACCGUUUAGUCAGCAUCCUAGAGCGGUUCCUUCAGAGUGGUCGUCUGACAGUCCUACUGUGGACCCGCUGUCAGGGGAAGGGUCUCUCCGACUCUCCCCAGCUCAGAGAGACCCUGCUGGGCCGCCUGGUGGCUCUGCCUGACCUGACUGCCAACCAGCUGCACCACCACAACAAGACCAUCUUCCUCCCCCAGCAGUACUACCCCCUAUUGGCCAGAGAUAUGCUCACUGUGCUAGAGAGAACCUGUCAGGCUCUGAGAGAUAGAAAAGACUGCUCUCUGACUUUUGUGGCCCAGGCACUGGGGAAGGCCUGUGUUCAGGGACACAGUGGGUUAGUAUUUGGGGUGCUGGCCCCUCGCCUCUCCUUCUGCACGCGUUCAGACAUGGUGUGGCAAAGGGUGUGCUGGAAGCUGCUGGAGAAUGUCCCAGAGCGCUGGCUGGAGAGUGUGCUCACUGGAAUGGUGCAGGCUGUCAACGGACCUGAUGCUCUGUCCAGGAUCAUGGGGAACCUGGUGUUGAAGAACAAAAAGGCCCAGUUUGUCAUCACCCAUAAACUGCUGCUGCUCCAAUACAAGUAUGAGACUCGUGUGUUGAGCAUUCUUCUGGGCUACCUGGCUCAGGACAGGGAGAGAAGGCCACUACUUAUACAGGUGCUGCGGUCGCUGUGCCAGGCCUGGGCUAACCCCAGUGCAGUCAGACACACCCCUCUGGAGCAGCAGCUCUAUGUGAGCCGGGCUCUGCUGCUGUGUGUGGGACUACUGAGUGAUGCAGAGCUACAGGACCUACGCUCAGAGCUGCUGCAGUGCAUGCUGGGAGGGAUGCAGAGCCACCUGGACAGCAGUGUAGUCCGUGUGAGGCGCAUGGGCAUGGUGGUGGGGGAGUGUCUCAGCUCCCGCAUGGACGUCAAUGGAGCCAAACUCAAAUUCGAAUAUGAGCAGGAUGAGGAGACCAAGGAGCUGCUCUCACUGAUGACUCCACUGUCUGAGGAAGAAACAGAGCCGCUUGAUGACAGAUUGGAUCUUCCUCAAGACGUCAACGGGCAGACUGUACCCUCUCAGGCAGUACCAUCCCAGGCUGCUUCCGUGGCCCAGAAAUCAGGAGCUGACCCAGACUCAGAGCUGGAUAGUGAUGAUGAGCUCACCCCCUAUGACAUGUCAGCUGACCAGGAGAUGAGCCAAGCUGCCCCACCUCGCUACCUCCGAGACUGUCUGGCGGCCGUCCUCUCAUCUGAGGACCCAGUGAGGGUGGAUCUCAGUCUGAGAGCCAUUGAGGGCUUGGUGAGGAAGAACACUUCUACAGCCCGAGAGGUCAGUGUUGAGCUGAGCAAGGUGCUGCUGCAUAUGGAGGACAGGUACAACACUGUGGGCUUCCUGAGUCUCAGGCAGGCUGCUAUGGUGGCACUCACUGUCACCGACUCUGUCCCCGUGACUGAGUAUCUGACCACGGAGUUCUACUCCAUGAACUACAGUAUACGACAACGGCUGGAUAUUUUAGAGGUCCUCAUUAUGUCUGCGCAGGAGCUCUCUCAACCAAUCACUGACAAAGGAGGUCCGUCCAAGGCCAUUCAGCGGGUUACCAUAGAUACACCCCUUUACCCCGGCGAUGACCCCAUACACUGGCGACAAGUGGUGGAGAGGCGGAUUCAGAGUAAGACCAAACGGCUCAGUAAGGGCGUCACUCGCCCCCCAGCCAAGCCCACCCCAAACCGUUAUGCCCCUGUUGCUGGCCACUUCUUCUUCCCUCUGCUCAGAAACUAUGACAGGCCUCAGGUGACCUUUGACCUGCUGGGCAGUGACCACCUGGUCCUGGGGAGACUGAUCCACACGCUGGGACUCCUUAUGCACCUAUCAGUCAAUGCUCCGGUGGCCACUCAGAUGGGCAGAGCUCUGUUGGAUUUUGUCUGGGCCGUACGCUACCACGUUGACCAGAUGGUGCGGCGAGGAGUCCUAUUUGCUGUCUGCUCCGUCUUUCUGAGCAUGCCCAGUCAGAGUUUGCUGGUGGAGCUCAGUGAUCAGCUGUUUGAGACCAGAGCAUGGCUGGCAGACGUAGCUGAAGUGGACCCUGAUGCAGAUUGCAGGAACCUGGCCGUGCAGAGCCUGGUGCUGCUGGAGAAGAGUCUGAAGACUGAAAUGAACCCUGCUGCACUGGUCCUGCAGUCAUGAUCACAACAUGAUGAUACACAGUGGACCUUUAAGUCCUAUCCCUCUGGUGUACAAAAGGCAACAGACAGCUAGUGUAUUGGUUGUGACUGCUGGUGUAUUGGUAGUGACUGCUUUAGGACACUGGUUGUGACAGGAGUACAAAUUAUGUUUGCCAAAAGGAACUGGCUGGCAGAAAGCCUGAGGAUGUGGCGGACACUGGACACUGAAGGAUGUCCUUUAAGCUAGAACUACAGGUGCUGCUGGUCCACCAUAUCCUGAAAUGAAUACAUGCACGCCAAAGGAAAGAAUGUUUAUGUGAAGGAGGAGUGUGGAACAGUGCACUGCAUUGCUUGCUGUUUGGGGUAGUAGGCUGUGUUUCUGUGUAGCACUUUGUGACAUCGGCUGAUGUAAAAAGGGCUUCAUAGAUACAUGUGAUUGAUUGAAAUCCAAUAAGGAAUCAUAGCUUUCAUCUGGAUUGAGUCUGUCAUGGAUAGAGCAGGUGUUCCUAAUGUUUUGUACACUCAGUGUAUAUACACACACAAACUAAUUCAUUAAGCAGUUGAAACAUACCAAGACUGGAAAGGAGGAUGUCAUUAGACAAAAAUAAAUGACAUGUAUUAAAA
Messenger RNA from Salvelinus fontinalis (brook trout), 3442 nucleotides. RefSeq names its product telomere length regulation protein TEL2 homolog. The record is from RefSeq and is a predicted model, not a curated record. Gene Ontology annotation, molecular function: Hsp90 protein binding; telomeric repeat DNA binding. Gene Ontology annotation, biological process: protein stabilization; telomere maintenance via telomerase. Gene Ontology annotation, cellular component: cytosol. The transcript has 20 exons. The coding region runs from base 318 to 2840 and encodes 840 amino acids. NCBI's taxonomy places the organism in Eukaryota, Metazoa, Chordata, Actinopteri, Salmoniformes, Salmonidae.